Folsomia candida is the source of this 1408-nucleotide messenger RNA. Its product is annotated as lipase member H. The coding region runs from base 96 to 1178 and encodes 360 amino acids. NCBI's taxonomy places the organism in Eukaryota, Metazoa, Arthropoda, Collembola, Entomobryomorpha, Isotomidae. Gene Ontology annotation, molecular function: lipase activity. The transcript is spliced from 9 exons. The record is from RefSeq and is a predicted model, not a curated record.
AUGAAGUCACUCCAAGUUCUAGCGUCAAGACGUUAAAAGCUUUCGUUCAACAAAUUUUGCUUAUAUUCAAGUAGAAUUAAUCCGAAUAUAUCGACAUGAUUGUCUCGAAUAGGUUGUGUGUCGCAGUUUGUGUGGUUUUACAAAUCGGAGUAACAUUUUCACAGCAAAGUUUGUCUGGACCACGGCCUCCUCAGAAAAUUCGAAUUACAAACAUUGAGGAUUUAAUAAAUAUCGGAUUUGAUUCCUUGUUCCCAGAAGAGACUCUCACAAAUGCAACCGCUUACAAUAGUAUCAAGUUUAGGCUAUAUGACAACACAAAGAAUAUCAGUCAGUACAAAGAGUUGAAAAUUGAAGAGAUUGGACCAGAAAGUCUUAAACCAAAUGUUCCAACUAAACUAAUGGUUCAUGGAUUUUUGUCCUCUUGUGAAAAGAGGAUUUUCCCAAAAAGUGUAAUUCAAGCCUACUUUGAAAAGAUUGAGUCCACCAAGAGUGAUAUGAAUUUGAUUUGCGUGGACUGGGCAACUCUUGCAAAUCCAUCCGCACUUCCAAACCCUCUUUUGUAUGGGGAAUCUGUCAAAUCUACUCGGAUGGUUGGGGAGAAAAUUGGAGAAUUUUUGGCCACUUUAUAUAAACGUGACGUAGUCAAAGAUCUUGGCACAGUUCACAUCAUCGGCUCCAGCUUGGGGGCUCAUGUUGCCGGUAUUGCCGGACACAUUCUUCGAUCUGACUAUGGUCUUGAGAACAAACUUGGAAGAAUCACUGGUCUCGACCCAGCAGGAUUAUUCUAUCGAGGUCGAAAAGCGGUCGACGAGCGUCUCGAUAAAGAUGACGCCAAUUUUGUUGACGUUAUUCAUACCAAUAUGGGCCAACUUGGACUACAAGAAAUUAUCGGACAUGCUAGUUUCUAUCCUAAUGGUGGCAGAUAUCAAGAGCGCUGUUAUUCAUUUUCCAACCCAAUUGCAAUGAUUGCAGAACAAGUUUCAGGGAGAUGCAGCCAUUUAAUUGCGGCAACAUACUUUAAAGAAUCCAUCAUCGAACACACGAAUAUUACAGCUUGUAAGGCAGAGAGUUGGGACAAUUAUCGAGCUCUUACUCGAACUACAGGAUGCCAAGAGCGUGUUAGUUUUGGUGACAGUUGCCCAGCCAGUGCCCGUGGACUGUUUUACCUGAUGAUUUAGAAAUGCAAAUUUGGGCGUCGCGUACAACAAACGAAAGAAAUUAUCAACUACUCAUCAUAGUCGGAAUUACUGACUAUGCCAUUCCAUGUAUAUCUUCUUAUUGUCUCCAAUGCGAAUAUUGUUCACUUCGUUUAUACCCAAGAGAAUCUCUGAAAUACAUCAUGUACAACGGAGCUCCCUUUUUAUGGCAUUGUUAAUAAAAUCUUGUUAAAUAAGUUACCUCUCCUAAA